Molecule: messenger RNA, 861 nt
Organism: Xylaria bambusicola
Lineage: Eukaryota; Fungi; Ascomycota; Sordariomycetes; Xylariales; Xylariaceae
Product: S-adenosyl-L-methionine-dependent methyltransferase
Exons: 2
Coding region: 1-861 (286 amino acids)
Molecular function (GO): methyltransferase activity
Source: RefSeq, a predicted model, not a curated record
AUGGCGACCGGAACUGAAGAGGAACCGCCAUAUAUCGAGGCGUUCGGCCAUAAAUAUCACCAUUCCGGUAGGAUAUUUGUGCCUUUCGAUGAAAAGGAACAGCAACGCAUGGAACUUCAGCACAAACUAUACAGACACUGCUUGAACGGAGCACUUACCGCUACACGGAUCCCUCUGAAUGUCGAGAGCAUAGUAGAUCUCGGGAGCGGAACGGGCCUCUGGCCGCUAGAGAUGGCUGUCAGAUACCCGCAAGCUAACAUUCUCGGCAUUGACAUAUCCCGCAUUCAGAGGACAACUGCCGUACCACCCAACGUCAGCUUUACUAUUGACAACGUCGAGAACCCUUGGGCUAUCCCUGCGGGUUCAGUGGACUUCCUACACAUUCGUGGUCUGGCUGGUGGCGUUUCAGACUGGCCGGCCUUAUUCAGACAGGCUUACGAGAAACUCAAACCAGGUGGCCUCCUCGAAUGGACAGAGCAGGCUAAUCAGAUAUUUGAUUUCGAUAACGAUCUUGGUGAUGCUGAACUGUGUCCCCAAUUUCUUAACUUGUGGCGCGAUCUUAGCAAACAGAAUAAUAUCGACUUCAGCCCUUCUCCUAACGGUCCCGUUUGGCUUGUUGACGUCGGCUUCGAGGCCAUAGCUCAGCGGAUCGAGAUCCUACCUAUAGGGGAAUGGGCCCAGGAUGAAAAGCUACAAACCCGGCAGAAGCUGAUGAAUCAAAUCUCUGCCGAACACUUUGAAAGUCACUGUGGACUCUUAUUUACAAACUGCGGAUGGACACGAGAAAAGUUUGACGAGAUAGCACCUACCUUUUUCAGCGAGAUUCAUGACCAGUCUAAAAAGCCAUAUACUACUAUGUAA